Molecule: messenger RNA, 2469 nt
Organism: Anopheles marshallii
Lineage: Eukaryota; Metazoa; Arthropoda; Insecta; Diptera; Culicidae
Gene: Tsr1
Product: pre-rRNA-processing protein TSR1 homolog
Exons: 4
Coding region: 1-2469 (822 amino acids)
Biological process (GO): maturation of SSU-rRNA from tricistronic rRNA transcript (SSU-rRNA, 5.8S rRNA, LSU-rRNA); endonucleolytic cleavage of tricistronic rRNA transcript (SSU-rRNA, 5.8S rRNA, LSU-rRNA); ribosome biogenesis
Cellular component (GO): nucleus; preribosome, small subunit precursor
Molecular function (GO): U3 snoRNA binding; GTP binding; GTPase activity
Source: RefSeq, a predicted model, not a curated record
AUGGCAAUUGAAACGAUUCAUCGUCCCGGUGCGUUAAAGCAGACCAACAAAUCCCACAAGCAUGGAAAGCACACUUCCAAGCGUGAGUUGGAACGCUUAGCGAAAGGUAAAGUGAACCUUAAAACUCUCACCCGACGGCCGAAUCGUCAGCAAUCGCGCGAUGAACGUCGUCAGCAGGCGGUUCAACUUCGCAAAAACAAGCGCCAGGAAGCGAUUGCACUGAAACGAGCCAUUGGCGGUGCGUUGACGGCUCCGUUCCUGACGUGCGUGUUGCCCCUGAACGAAAUGAUUGAUCCUAACUCGGCACUAGCUUUUAUCCAGGGCUGUGAUCCGGAGGCUACCGUGACGAAAGUGUCCGAACGUAUCCGUUACAUAAAUGUACCACGCUUUCGUCAACGGUUUUCGUUCGUCGUCCCGGAGAUAGGUCAUGGGCGUGAGCUGAAUGUGCUGGAUGCGCUGAAAGUGUGCGAUUCCGUGGUACUGCUGCUGACAGCCGCUGCAGGCGAUUCUGAUGAGAUGAUCGAUAAGUUUGGUGCGAAAGUACUCAAUAUGGCGCUAACCCAAGGGCUCCCGACGCCGAUGGUAUGCCUGAUGGAUUUGCAAUCGAUAAACCCGAAAAAGCGCACCCAAACGAAGGCAAACAUACAGAAGGUGGUUUCCAGCAUUCUUCCGGACGAAAAGUUGAUGGAGCUGGAAAAGUUAACCGAUGGAUUGAAUCUGUUGCGUCGUAUCGGUGGGCAGAAGCGAAGGGUGAUGCAUAAUCGCUCGAAUCGUCCUCAUAUGCUAGGUGAGAAGGUUGAGUAUGUGGCGAAUGUUCCGGAAGCUGGACAAGAUCGACCGAUGGGAACGUUGAAAGUGACCGGAUUUCUACGAGGUGUUCCACUAUCCGUGAACCAGCUGGUACACAUACCCGGGCUGGGUGAUUUCCAACUGCAACAAAUCACUUCACCGACCGAUCCGUACCGGAUGCGCAAGCUGGAAGAUGGAGAAAUGUCUAGUGCGGAAGAAAGAGCACCGAUUGUGGCCGACACGCAGCUGCAGACUACUUUGCAGCGGGAAAACAUACCCGAUGCGAUGGACGCGGAACAAACGUGGCCGACGGAGGAGGAGAUAGCGGCGUCUCGUGAUGAAAACAAAAAGAAGAUCAUCAAACGUGUCCCGAAAGGUAUGAGCGACUAUCAAGCAUCGUGGAUUCCGGAUAUUGUGGAAGAGGAUGAAGACGAGGACGAUGAAGAUGAUGAGGAGGACGAUGAUGAUGAACAGUACAUGUCCUGUGAAUCGGACACGGAAAGUAAGAUAGGCGAUCGUGAUACCGAGGAUGACAGUAAUCAGUUCGAUCAGAUAAGCGUUUCGGACGAAGGCCCGGUCAGUGCAGACCGGUACGAUAAGGAGAUAGACAUGGAGGAAGAACGUGUCACGCUGGCCAAGAUUCAAGCGGCAAAAGUGGAUGAAAUAUUCCCCGAUGAAAUCGACACACCCGCGGACAAACCGGCACGGGAACGGUUCAUGAAAUACCGUGGUCUGGAAUCGUUCCGUUCUUCCCCGUGGGACGUGAAGGAGAAUCUCCCAUUCGAUUACGCGCGGGUGUAUCAGUUUAAGAACUUCGAUCACACCAAGCGUCGCAUUGUCCGCGAGGCACAACAAAAAGAAGGUGACGAUGUGGCCAUGCCCGGUUGGUACGUUCAGUUGCACGUGAAAAAUGUCCCGCAAGAAGCGUGGAGCACAUACCUGUCCACCGGAAAUGGCGAGCGGUUGAUCGUUUACGGUAUACUGUCCUACGAGCACCAGAUGUCCGUGAUGAACGUGUGCUUGAAGCGAACGCAAAACUCAACGAUUCCGAUAAAAUCGAAGGAACGCCUAAUUGUCCAAUGUGGCUACAGACGGUUCAUCGUGAAUCCCAUCUACAGCCAGCAUACGAACGGCGAUAAGCACAAGUAUGAGCGGUACUUCCGCCCCGGCAUGACGGUCGUUGCCACGUUCUUCGCCCCGAUUCAAUUCCCGCCUUCGCCGAUUCUUUGCUUCCGGGAAAAUCCCGACACAUCCCUAUCGAUGGUAGCAUCUGGCAGUCUGCUGUCGUGCAAUCCGGACCGUGUCGUAUUGAAACGCGUGGUGCUUAGCGGCCAUCCGUUCAAGAUCAAUCGCGAAUCGGCCACCAUUCGGUUCAUGUUCUUUAAUCCCGAGGAUAUUGCGUACUUCAAGCCGUGCAAGCUCCGCACCAAGCUGGGCCGGGUCGGACACAUUAAGGAGUCGCUGGGUACGCACGGCCACAUGAAGUGCGUGUUCGAUAGUCAGCUCAAAUCACACGACACCGUACUGCUGUACCUGUACAAGCGUGUGUUCCCGAAGUGGACGUACGAGGAUUGCAUCGUAUCCUGCCGCCCGGAUGGUGAACGGGAAUCGUCCUGCGGCACGUCGAAAAGCGAACGUUCGGUAACGUUCAAGGCAAAGGUUGAAAUGAUGCAGGAAUGA